AUGAUAAAGCUUAUAGUACCGUUUACUCUUGCCUUUUUGCAGGACACAUUAGGUAAGACAAUGGAAAUUGAAAAUACCCUGGAGUCUGCAGCAAAGAUCGUUAGUGGAAUGGGGCAAGAAUUCACCAACACAUUUGAGGUCUUGGGCAACAUAAAGGAAGGCUUCCAAGACGUUCUAAAGCACAACUUGGAAGAUGGUUUCAUACAAAACCUGUGCUACUCUGUGCUGUGUGGUGGUUUCAUGCUGCUGAAAUGUUGCUACGCAAAUCUCAAAAAAACGAUCCAGGAAAUGGAGAAAGAGGAACUACCUAAAAGAUUACAUCCCUAUGUCAGGGAGAUAAGAAAUUAUUUUGAGUCCAUGGAAAAAAAGCUCCAGGAGUUAGAUGAUAUAGCGACAGAGAUAUGGACAACGGCAAGUACUUUUCUUAAAGACUUUGCGUUAAAUAUUUAUCACGUACUUAAUGAGCUCUACAACUUAUCUUUGCCGCGCUGUCAUAAUGCCACGUCAGCCUUCGAAAGGCGCUUGAAAGGGUAGGUAACAGGAAGUUGCCGUCCCUUUGUUUCCAGUUUUAGGUGACACCUAUUCUUUUUAUCAGAACUUUAAUUAUUUUCUCAGUACUUUUUGCUUAAACCCUUCAAACCGAGAUUAUUCCGGUGAGCUGGAUAUUUUUGUCAAAAGAGGGCGAAUUCUCAUUUUGUUAAACGAAUCUAAAGGACUGUAUUCAAGUUCAGGAAAAGCUAUGGGAAAAUUCAUCUUCGUGAGUAUGUGAGGUGUGUGUACCGUAAAUGACCUAAUAAACGCCCACUUCCAAACAAACGCCUCUUAUCUAAUAAACGCCCCCCUCUACGCUGUUGAAAUUGUAUUGGACGCCCCUCUCUAAUAAUAUAAAUGGCCCCUGUCUUAAAGAGGCCCCUUAUCUGGAUUACUCCAAAUGAGCAAAAUCAUUCCAUUCAUUCGGUUUGUUGUUUGGUUAAAAAGGCUUUCGUAUUUUAUCUUGUUUAACGUCAAGUUAAGAGUAAGGAUAGACUAACGAUGGCAACAAUUAAAAGUAACCCUGACCGAAGAUUCUGACAUCGAUGUUGGGGUUUGAUAGAGAGAUAUGGAUCUUUAGACGGCCUAGGUGUAUCAAUUGAUGGACUGGAUAUUUUCUUUUUUAAACUCUCAUAAUAUUUUUGCCGAAUGCUUAUUAGUUUGGUUGAGCUUGUUGGAGGCAGCGUGGCCGAGUGGUUAGAGCGCUGGACUUGCAAUUCGGAGGCCCCCAAGACCAAGUUCAAGUCCCGCCCUGACCGCUAGCUGGAUUUUUUCGCGGUAGUCCCGAGUUUAAAUCCUCGGCCAUGCUCAGAUAGCCAGCUGGUUUGCCUCCGGCCAGCUGGGAUUCUUAACCCUGUUAUGUUUGAUUAUUUAACAAUUAAUGAAUGAGGCUGAGAAUCUUAUGAAGAAUUAUGGAGAUCGAGGAGGGUGUUAUCCCUCGAGGUCGUAGACUGAGGCGGAUAGCACCCUCCGAGAUCGCCAUAAUUCUUCAUAUGAUACGAAAGCCGAAUUCAAUAAUUGUUUUAUUAUUCAUUCAAAAUAAUUCCUAGUUUAAAAACAUGGCUAAACAUGCUUACCUCCAUCGAUCCAUCGAUGUUAAGUUCGUCUUCAAUAGUGCACGUUUAGGGUUGUUCAGCUCCGCAAAUAUUCUCCAAAUAGCAGAUGUCGACCUUCGAGUUGUCUUCUUGCUGUUCUUGCCAUGUUUUUAGCUAUUUUUUCGCCUAGUUCUCACUCUUAAAACGAGUGAAAUGUCCGCCAUUUUUCAAGUUCUCAACCAAAACAACUCAACCUCGUCCCCAGGUCUUCUCGGUUAACGGUGCAUUAACCUGUAGAAGACUGCAUUUUUAACGUCAUUUCCUCGUUAAACACAAAAUUCUUUCAAAUUUGGUCAUCAGUAACUGGUUAUAGUGAAUUAUGCGUGUUCUUUUAGCCAAUCAGAAUUGCGGAAAUAUUUUGAACGAAUGAUAAAUUUGGAUUAUAUUUUUCAGUCAUUUGCUCGGCCCCACUAGCAUAAGUGCUAUAAAUACUGCCGAGGGUAAAUAAAGGAAUUAUUUAUUUGUUCAUUUACAGCUAUGAUUCAGAUUAAACGCCCCCUCUUGGACCCCUAAAUUAAAUAGACGCCUCGGGCGUUUAUUAGGUCAUUUACGGUAUUUGUGUUUACUUCAUCCAUCGUAAUUAGAUGCGUCCUGCAGCGAAUUCUCCGUACCAAGGAUGGCUGACAAUUGUGCACUUCCAAAAAUGUCAGGCAGACUCAACCUCCCAAAGAUGUAAAACGAUCAGCUCGAUCAUAAGUUUAUUCCCUUUUGAUUUUCUUAAUACAGACAGCAACAUAAUAAAUGUUAGAUCAAAUUAAUGUAAUGAUAGCAAUAAGGACAUAAAGCACUUUUGACAAGAAAUAUUUCACACACUUUUUCGAUAUUUUUAGGCUGAGUAUGAUAAAUAACAAUUAUUCCACGAGGGCGCGUUGGAUAUGAGAUGACAGAUAGCCAACGAGGCGCGUAGCGCCGAGUUGGCUAUAAUCAUCUCAUAUCCAACAAGCGCGAGUGGAAUAAUUGUUUUAUUAAAAACGCCCACAAAAUCUCGUUGAAUCUCCCCGACUAGAACAAACCGGAAAAGGCAAGGGACUUCCGCUAUUCACAUGUCACACGUCUAUCAAAACUGUCAACGCGCGAACGGACUGCCUGGGCUGCAUGAAUGAAAAAUCAAAACAUUGUAGCGAUGAACAGUAGUUUUUUAAAAACUCAUCGGGAUUCUAGGAUUUUACUCAGCAGAACAGAUAAAAAACCUGGCAGAUAAUGUGAAGGAAAAAAAUUUUUAAGUGACAGCCGUCGAAAUUACUGUGAAUUUAGAUUUUCGGUGCAGUUAUAAAAGUAAGAACAACGGAGAAAAACUAUUACCUCGGUCGCUUGUUAUGAAGUUGUUUGAAGCCACAAGCUGGUGUUGCUGAACGAGAAAAGAAGCUAUACUGCCGCCUCGAUUGCUCUAGUGAAUGGCUGCAUAGCCUGUAUUUGUAGCUGGUUGCUUGUGAUUCAUAUUCUUGAUGUCGGAUAAACAAGCCGCAGUUAUCUAUCGGGGAGUGACUCGAUGGGCGAAUGGCUUCGCGAUCAUGAAGAAACAACACUUGUCUUCUUUCGUAGCUGGUCAAGGUACUUUAGUUCCAUGUGUUUUCAUGUGUUUUUCGACAAACUUUCAAACAAGCUCUUGUGGCUUUUUUGUUUGUUUUGUCUUUUUUCUGUCGAUGAAAUUGCAUUUCUAGUAUUCUAAGAAAUGAAUUAAAACGAUUUGCUUCGGGCGCCGUUCUAUCCUUCGCGAAAAAAAAUCUCAGCUAGCUUCCAAUUUUAAACUGACGCGUACACCGACCAUAUAUGGAGAGCAUGGUAUAAUAGCUCAUAUACCAUAACGGCUAAGCCAAUCAAAAUGCUAGAAUUGCAUUAUCCAAUGAUUCAGUUUUUAAUAAUUAAUAAUAUUAUUGAAAGAGGCUGAUUUUGAUAUGAAGAAUUUUGUAGAUCGAGGAGGGGAUUAUCCACCGACGUCGAAGGACGACUGUCUUUAAAACAUUCUGUUAGUUCUGCGCUUAUUCCAUUAUGACCAAAGCAGCUGAGCUGCCACGCCACUGUGUUAGUGGCACUUCUCGCCAAUCGUUGAUGUCGCAUGGACUGACGUCAAUGAUUGAAUAUUACCUGCAACUCCCAAAUUUGAUCAGCACUAACUGGUAAUAAAGAAGUCAAUUAGAAAGAACGAAAUAUUUUGAAUGAAUAAUAAGAUUAGAGAAAUUACGCAAAACUACGAUUGUGGUAUCCGCCACAAAAUUGCCUAAAUUCAAAAAAGAAUAUAAAUUAUUCCAAAUAUUCCAGGUUUAUAAGUAUUUAAAUGUUAAUUAAUAAAACAAUCGAUUCUUUUGUACAUGAAGGUGUACCGAUCAUGCAUGUUACCCAAGCAGUCAUCAUUCCAUUUAACCCUGGUAUGUUUAUGAAAUUCAGUCUUGCUGAAUUUACUCUCUUUCUUUACAAAUCCUUACGCAGAUCAGGGAAUCUAAACCCCGAAAAUACAAACUAAACGCAGAGGAAAAGUUUGAGCUGAAAAUGCUAAUAAGGAAUUUCAAAAGAGAUUUGAAAACAACUGAGGACAAGUACAAAGACGCAGAUAGAGCCCUGAAGUCUCUUCAGUCGGAGCUUGAAACCUACUUAACAAAGGAAGGCGUUUUAGCUGCAGGUGCGUCAGCACUGGCGGGGGCAGGCGCUGGAGCAGCUUGCGGAGUAGGUGAGUAAAUCGUAGGACAGCUUGACAGUAGAUCAUUCAGUUUUCGUUGAAUACAUACUCAGUCCUUCACGAGAGAAAUUUUAAAAAGCUAAGCAAAGUACUUCGAAGCUAAGGUUGUUAAUUUCAUUGUCAAAUUUUAAGGCAUUACAAACAUCCGGUUAGUUUUCUACGCUUUUUAAAAGUUUACAAAGAUAAACUUCUGAGUGUUUGAAGAAGCUGGUGUCAUCGAUUGCCGGAGUCAAUUUACUGAUUUUACUCGGACAUGAAAUGCUUUCGACGAAAAAAGCUUCAGGCUUUGAGAAAAACAAAAAGAAAAUUAGGUCAACGAAUCAAUUUAUACAUCCUUGCCCAUUUUUACACUUAUAAGUAGAUCCCACCAAUAAUGUAGAAAAAGUUAACACUUCGGACGUUUGACCGCGGUGGAACUCAAUCUUGUGACACUGUGAAGCUUCAAAGAGUUUUCUCUCAAUCAUAAUAAAUACAAAAAACACGUUUAAUAUAUACAAAUCACCCAGUAGAGUAUAAGAAUGUAAGGUGUAAUUAAGAAUAGUUAUGUCAAAUCACCCAUACGGAAUGGAUAUUACGGAACGCAUGUUUGUCUUUUAUUGUAAUACAUUACCACGGCAUUGCCAAAUAAAUUCAAAUUGAUUUAGUAAUUGCAUGAUGUUUAUUGUUGAUCUGGACGCUUUUAAGCUUUCGACUUUUACUUUACAUUUAUAAUUGAUUAACUUAUAAAGUAAUUUAUCUGAGUGUGUGUUUUGCCUUUCAGCUAAGGAGAUUCUCAUGGGAAGUCAACAAUUGGUAGACGUUGCUGCUAAAGGAGCCAUGCUAGGUGCAGCGGUAGGGGCCUUGACGGCAGUUUAUUCCAUCAACCGUAAGUAUGAAGCAUGUGUGGUCGAGAUCAAUAGCCUCCAGGCUGACCUAAGAAUACUAAGAAGUAGGAUCAAAGAAAAUUAUCCACUGCUUAACGAUUUGAAGGAGACAAUGGGCGACUUGAAUGUUGUGUGGCGAGUCUGA
Messenger RNA from Porites lobata, 5307 nucleotides. The record is from the annotation of a GenBank genome assembly. Lineage: Eukaryota; Metazoa; Cnidaria; Anthozoa; Scleractinia; Poritidae.